AUGGCUCGUUUAAUUAAAUCAAUGUUUUCUUUUCUGUUCACAGACACCAGUUCCAGUCAUCUGAAUCUGUUCAACUCGAGGUCGCAGCCCAAGAAGAAGCGCAAGUCUCGCACCGCGUUCACCAACCACCAGAUAUUCGAGCUGGAGAAGCGAUUCCUGUACCAGAAGUACCUGUCGCCCGCCGACAGGGACGAGAUCGCGUCCAGCCUGGGCCUGACGAACGCGCAGGUCAUCACGUGGUUCCAGAACCGCCGGGCAAAGAUGAAGCGCGACUAUGAGGAGCAGAAGAAGGACCGGGAGACGCUGGCCGCCCUCAGUGAGCACAAGAUAUUCUUGGAGACGGCCCAGAACAUGGGAAUACUCAAGAAGAAACCUCAACCAGCUAUGGCGGUGGCGGCCGCGUGUGGUUCGCCCACCGAUCACCUGUUGCAGCAGCAGCAGCAACAGCAGCAGCCGGUCAAGUACGACGAAUGA
Macrosiphum euphorbiae (potato aphid) is the source of this 474-nucleotide messenger RNA. The record is from the annotation of a GenBank genome assembly. Lineage: Eukaryota; Metazoa; Arthropoda; Insecta; Hemiptera; Aphididae.